UGACGACAUUAUUUAUAAACAUAGCAGCAGUAUCACAUACCAAAACGCACCAACCCUUCCUCUAAAGUCGAAUAUUCUGCGGUCCCAUUUCUCAGGGGUUUUUUAACAACCAUCCAGCACAAAAAUAAUGCUACCCAAAUUCACAAGAGCUAUUUUUAGACACUGUCGUCAGAAGUCAGUUUUGUUCCUCAAUGUGCUCUAUAUAAGUCUUGGUUAUUGUGGGCGUUGAUGCAGUGGCGCCAUUCCUUUCUUCAUAGAAGCAACCGUCGCACUUCAGAGAAUCCACAAAGGAUACUAGGCAAAACAUAAGUUAUUUAAAAAUCAAACUACUUACUCCUUUUAAAGUGAAUUUAAGCUGCAUUAGUCUGCUUUCCAAGUGAGGAAAAAAGCAACAACAACAAAGUCGCCUGUUUAACGAAAUCAUUCUAAGUGAGUGCCGCAAGUUCAGAUUGUCUUGAGUGAAUAUUGUAUCGUCAGCUCUAGUGUAGUUUUUUGGAACCUCGCGUCACCAAUAUGAGCGGAUAUCCUUAUCCAGGUUCCGUCCCUCCCCCAGAGAAAUCCGGUGGCCCCCCUCCCUACCCGUACCCCCAGCCCCAGCCCUCCUACCCUGCACCCCCACAAUACCCCCCACAAUAUCCCCCACAGUACCCCCCACAGUACCCCUCACAAUACCCCCCACAGUACCCGGCGGCCCCACCACCCCCUCAGCCUAACGUGACAUAUGUAGUCAACCCCGCCCCCGCUCGUCAGUCCACCACGACCAUCGUGUACGAGCGGCCAAGACCUCCGCCUAUUGUCAGGCCCGCUGUUGGUCUAGGACUUGGCAUCGGCGCUGGGAUAGCUAUGGCUGACUGGGAGAUGCGUCAUCAUCGGCGUCAUCAUCACAAUAGGGGAGGAUUUCACCACCACCACCACCACAAGUGGUGAACGAAAAGACAAAGCCGAAGCAGAAACAUUCUCAAAAUAUGAUUAAACCUGUCCAUGGCAGUUAUCCACCACCACCACCACAACGAAAAGAAAGACAAAACUGAAACGGAAACAUUCACAAAAUUUAAUUAAACCUCUCCAAGACAGUUCUCCGUUGUUGAAAAGAGAAGUGGUUGUGUUAGACAGCUGGACUUAGUAUACAAUUACAUAUAUAACACUUUCAAAG
Messenger RNA from Aplysia californica (California sea hare), 1153 nucleotides. RefSeq names its product calcium-binding protein P. NCBI's taxonomy places the organism in Eukaryota, Metazoa, Mollusca, Gastropoda, Aplysiida, Aplysiidae. The record is from RefSeq and is a predicted model, not a curated record. The transcript has 3 exons. The coding region runs from base 514 to 927 and encodes 137 amino acids.